Molecule: messenger RNA, 2843 nt
Organism: Gekko japonicus
Lineage: Eukaryota; Metazoa; Chordata; Lepidosauria; Squamata; Gekkonidae
Gene: CLCN5
Product: chloride channel, voltage-sensitive 5
Exons: 13
Coding region: 106-2532 (808 amino acids)
Biological process (GO): transmembrane transport; chloride transport
Cellular component (GO): membrane; early endosome; synaptic vesicle
Molecular function (GO): voltage-gated chloride channel activity
Source: RefSeq, a predicted model, not a curated record
GAGGUGGCCGCUUGAAUCACAUGAUGGUCUCCGCGGACGUGUGAAUGGCGCCGCCCUCGACUCGCAGGUGGCCGCCCGCCCGCUGAGGUCUUGAACCUCUUGGCUAUGGAUAAGAAAGGCUACCGACGUGGGAGUUUCCAGAGCAGCACCAGCGAUGAAGAUAUGGUGGAGGUUGCAGGGGGAACACUGGACUUCUCAAUGGUGGACGAUGUGCCCCCUCUGGACAGAGAGAUGGCGGAAGGCUUCUCCUCGUAUAAUGGAGGCGGGAUGAAUGGCUCAAGCAAGAUGAUGGAUUUUCUGGAAGAGCCGCUCCCUGGCGUGGGGACCUAUGAAGAUUUCAACACGAUAGACUGGGUGCGCGAAAAGUCUCGGGACCGCGACAGGCACAGAGAGAUCACCAAUAAAAGCAAGGAGUCCACCUGGGCCCUGAUCCACAGCGUCAGUGAUGCUUUCUCGGGAUGGCUGUUGAUGCUGCUCAUAGGCUUGUUGGCAGGGGCGAUAGCAGGUUUGAUUGACAUCUCUGCCCACUGGAUGACAGACCUGAAGGAAGGUGUGUGCUUGAAGGGCUUCUGGUACAACCACGAGCACUGCUGCUGGACUUCUCAGGAAACCACCUUUCAGGACAGGGACAAAUGUCCAGAAUGGAGGACGUGGGCGCAGCUUCUGACUGGCAACCAAGGAGGGGAGGCCCUCGCUUACAUCCUCAACUACUUCAUGUACAUCCUAUGGGCACUGCUGUUCUCCCUGCUUGCCGUGUUGCUAGUCAGAGGCUUUGCUCCGUAUGCUUGUGGCUCAGGGAUCCCAGAGAUCAAAACUAUCCUGAGUGGCUUCAUCAUUCGGGGCUACCUGGGCAAGUGGACGCUGCUCAUCAAAACCAUGACCCUGGUGCUGGCCGUUUCCUCGGGUUUGAGCUUGGGGAAGGAAGGGCCUCUCGUGCAUGUCGCCUGCUGCUGCGGGAACAUCCUUUGCCAUCUCUUCACCAAGUAUAGAAAGAAUGAGGCCAAGCGCCGAGAGGUCUUAUCAGCUGCUGCAGCUGCUGGUGUAUCUGUGGCAUUCGGUGCCCCCAUUGGUGGCGUGCUCUUCAGUCUAGAAGAGGUCAGCUACUAUUUCCCCCUCAAGACACUGUGGCGGUCUUUCUUUGCUGCACUGGUAGCAGCCUUCACCUUGCGCUCCAUCAACCCCUUUGGGAACAGUCGCCUCGUCCUGUUCUACGUGGAGUUCCACACUCCCUGGCAUCUGCUGGAGCUGGUGCCCUUCAUCCUCUUGGGGAUCUUUGGUGGCCUCUGGGGGGCCUUCUUCAUCCGCAGUAACAUAGCCUGGUGCAGGAGGCGCAAGACCACCAAGCUGGGCAAGUACCCCGUGACGGAGGUGAUUGUGGUGACAGCCAUCACAGCCAUCCUGGCCUUCCCCAAUGAGUACACCCGGAUGAGCACCAGCGAGCUGAUCUCUGAGCUCUUCAAUGACUGUGGCCUUCUGGACUCCUCCCAGCUCUGUGAAUACGUCAAUGAUUUCAACAGCACCAAGGGAGAUGAUCUGCCCGAUAGGGCCGCAGGGCCGGGAGUCCACAGGGCCAUGUGGCUGCUGUCUUUGGCUCUCAUCUUCAAAGUCUUCAUUACUAUAUUCACUUUUGGAAUGAAGGUGCCUUCAGGUCUCUUCAUCCCUAGCAUGGCUGUUGGGGCCAUUGCGGGCCGGCUGCUGGGAGUGGGGAUGGAGCAGCUGGCCUACUAUCACCACGACUGGGGCAUCUUCCACAACUGGUGCAGCCAAGGGGCUGACUGCAUCACUCCUGGCCUUUAUGCAAUGGUGGGAGCUGCCGCCUGCCUAGGGGGAGUGACGCGCAUGACUGUGUCCCUUGUGGUCAUAAUGUUUGAACUCACCGGGGGCCUGGAGUACAUUGUGCCUUUGAUGGCUGCUGCCAUGACCAGCAAGUGGGUGGCUGAUGCCAUCGGCCGGGAGGGCAUCUAUGAUGCCCACAUCCGUCUCAACGGGUACCCUUUCCUGGAGGCCAAAGAGGAGUUCUCUCAUAAGACUCUAGCAAUGGACGUUAUGAGGCCGCGACGCAGUGACCCUGCACUGACCGUCCUCACACAAGAUAGUAUGACAGUUGAAGAUGUGGAGGCCAUUGUUAACGAGACGACCUACAGUGGCUACCCUGUGGUGGUGUCAAGAGAGUCCCAGCGCCUGGUGGGAUUUGUCCUCAGGCGAGAUCUCAUCAUCUCUAUUGAAAGUGCCCGGAAGAAGCAAGAUGGAAUUGUGAGCAGCUCUGUUAUUUAUUUCACGGACCACUCCCCACCUCUGCCUCCCAGUUCCCCGUCCACGCUCAAACUCCGGAGUAUUCUUGACCUCAGUCCUUUCACUGUGACAGACCAAACACCCAUGGAAAUUGUGGUGGACAUUUUCCGCAAACUUGGGCUACGCCAGUGCCUGGUCACGCACAAUGGGAAACUCCUGGGAAUCAUUACCAAAAAGGAUGUAUUAAAGCAUAUUGCACAAAUGGCAAACCAGGAUCCGGACUCCAUAUUGUUCAAUUGAGCUCAAGUACGGAGGAGGGUCGUAGCACCCUUCCCUAAAGGAACUUUCUAGAUGGACUCCUGCAUUUUUGUUUCUCUUUUUAUUGAGAACUCGGAGCUAUCUUCAGAAUUUUCCAACUAUGAAGCUAACAAUAAUCAUGUUUUAUUUUUUUUCUACAAGAUAACCAAUUGCACUAUAUAAUCUGUGGAAAUUAAUCUUCUCUUUAGAAGAAAAGACUUUAUUAUAUAAUCCUUUGAAGUUGCAUUGGAAAAAUACCCAUGAAGGAGUAAAAGAAACAAUAUAACAGAAUAAAAUUGUUGCUUUAUUUUUAA